Closterium sp. NIES-65 is the source of this 35298-nucleotide messenger RNA. The record is from the annotation of a GenBank genome assembly. Lineage: Eukaryota; Viridiplantae; Streptophyta; Zygnematophyceae; Desmidiales; Closteriaceae.
AUGUUAUUCUCCUUCCUCACUCUCUUCCCCCUCCCAGACACAUGCGCACUCAAGGCCUGUGGUGUGAACGGGUGGUGCAUGAAGUUUGGCACUACUAAAGUGGCGUCCUGUCUGUGUUACACUGGCUUUGAGCUGCAGCCGGAUGGCAAGACGUGCACUGGCAUCGACCCAUGUGGGGGCUGCCCUGCAGGACCAACAUGCACUGUUGCUGCCACUUUUGAGUCGACUCAAAACACUGGCUGCAUCAACGGUGCCACCCCCACCGUCUCUUCCACCAGCAUCACCUUCUACGAUCAGACCAACUACACCGUCACUUUCAACACCUACACAAUGCGACUCAACUUCAACGCCUGCACCACCCUCCCUCCUAUCACCGUUGAGGCCACGCGAGCGAUUCUGCGAGCGGACAUGGUGCCUGGGGGGGCGGGGGACUGUGCUGCUGUGUACGCGUUCCCGUGGAGCAGCUGGUGCAUUGGUCCCAAGACAACGCUUCGCCCUCCAUCUCUUUCCCUCCUCUUCUUUCCAUCCAUUUUCUCAGUCUCUUUCCCUCCUCUUCUUCCCAUCCAUUUGCUCAGUCUCUUUCCCUCCUCUUCUUCCCAUCCAUUUUCUCAGUCUCUUUCCCUCCUCUUCUUCCCAUCGAUUUUCUCAGUCUCUUUCCCUCCUCUUCUUCCCAUCCAUUUUCUCAGUCUCUUUCCCUCCUCUUCUUCCCAUCCAUUUUCUCAAUCUCUUUCCCUCCUCUUCUUCCCAUCCAUUUUCUCAGUCUCUUUCCCUCCUCUUCUUCCCAUCCAUUUGCUCAGUCUCUUUCCCUCCUCUUCUUUCCAUCCAUUUUCUCAGUCUCUUUCCCUCCUCUUCUUCCCAUCCAUUUGCUCAGUCUCUUUCCCUCCUCUUCUUCCCAUCCAUUUUCUCAGUCUCUUUCCCUCCUCUUCUUCCCAUCCAUUUUCUCAGUCUCUUUCCCUCCUCUUCUUCCCAUCCAUUUUCUCAGUCUCUUUCCCUCCUCUUCUUCCCAUCCAUUUUCUCAAUCUCUUUCCCUCCUCUUCUUCCCAUCCAUUUUCUCAGUCUCUUUCCCUCCUCUUCUUCCCAUCCAUUUGCUCAGUCUCUUUCCCUCCUCUUCUUUCCAUCCAUUUUCUCAGUCUCUUUCCCUCCUCUUCUUCCCAUCCAUUUGCUCAGUCUCUUUCCCUCCUCUUCUUCCCAUCCAUUUUCUCAGUCUCUUUCCCUCCUCUUCUUCCCAUCCAUUUUCUCAGUCUCUUUCCCUCCUCUUCUUCCCAUCCAUUUUCUCAGUCUCUUUCCCUCCUCUUCUUCCCAUCCAUUUUCUCAGUCUCUUUCCCUCCUCUUCUUUCCAUCUAUUUUCUCAGUCUCUUUCCCUCCUCUUCUUCCCAUCCAUUUGCUCAGUCUCUUUCCCUCCUCUUCUUCCCAUCCAUUUUCUCAGUCUCUUUCCCUCCUCUUCUUCCCAUCCAUUUUCUUGCUGCUGGAGUUACUGGAGCUGGAGGUGCUGCUGGCGCUGGUGCUGCCGCUGGGGGUGCUGAUGCUGUUCUUUCCCUCCUCUUCUUCCCAUCCAUUUUCUCAGUCUCUUUCCCUCCUCUUCUUCCCAUCCAUUUUCUCAGUCUCUUUCCCUCCUCUUCUUCCCAUCCAUUUUCUCAAUCUCUUUCCCUCCUCUUCUUCCCAUCCAUUUUCUCAGUCUCUUUCCCUCCUCUUCUUCCCAUCCAUUUGCUCAAUCUCUUUCCCUCCUCUUCUUUCCAUCCAUUUUCUCAAUCUCUUUCCCUCCUCUUCUUCCCAUCCAUGUUCUCAAUCUCUUUCCCUCCUCUUCUUCCCAUCCAUUUUUUCAGUCUCUUUCCCUCCUCUUCUUCCCAUCCAUUUUCUCAGUCUCUUUCCCUCCUCUUCUUCCCAUCCAUUUUCUCAGUCUCUUUCCCUCCUCUUCUUCCCAUCCAUUUGCUCAAUCUCUUUCCCUCCUCUUCUUCCCAUCCAUGUUCUCAGUCUCUUUCCCUCCUCUUCUUCCCAUCCAUUUGCUCAAUCUCUUUCCCUCCUCUUCUUUCCAUCCAUUUUCUCAAUCUCUUUCCCUCCUCUUCUUCCCAUCCAUGUUCUCAAUCUCUUUCCCUCCUCUUCUUCCCAUCCAUUUUCUCAAUCUCUUUCCCUCCUCUUCUUCCCAUCCAUUUUCUCAGUCUCUUUCCCUCCUCUUCUUCCCAUCCAUUUGCUGAGUCUCUUUCCCUCCUCUUCUUUCCAUCCAUUUUCUCAGUCUCUUUCCCUCCUCUUCUUCCCAUCCAUUUUCUCAAUCUCUUUCCCUCCUCUUCUUCCCAUCCAUUUUCUCAGUCUCUUUCCCUCCUCUUCUUCCCAUCCAUUUUCUCAGUCUCUUUCCCUCCUCUUCUUCCCAUCCAUUUUCUCAAUCUCUUUCCCUCCUCUUCUUCCCAUCCAUUUUCUCAGUCUCUUUCCCUCCUCUUCUUCCCAUCCAUUUGCUCAGUCUCUUUCCCUCCUCUUCUUUCCAUCCAUUUUCUCAGUCUCUUUCCCUCCUCUUCUUCCCAUCCAUUUGCUCAGUCUCUUUCCCUCCUCUUCUUCCCAUCCAUUUUCUCAGUCUCUUUCCCUCCUCUUCUUCCCAUCCAUUUUCUCAGUCUCUUUCCCUCCUCUUCUUCCCAUCCAUUUUCUCAGUCUCUUUCCCUCCUCUUCUUCCCAUCCAUUUUCUCAAUCUCUUUCCCUCCUCUUCUUCCCAUCCAUUUUCUCAGUCUCUUUCCCUCCUCUUCUUCCCAUCCAUUUGCUCAAUCUCUUUCCCUCCUCUUCUUUCCAUCCAUUUUCUCAAUCUCUUUCCCUCCUCUUCUUCCCAUCCAUGUUCUCAAUCUCUUUCCCUCCUCUUCUUCCCAUCCAUUUUCUCAGUCUCUUUCCCUCCUCUUCUUCCCAUCCAUUUUCUCAGUCUCUUUCCCUCCUCUUCUUCCCAUCCAUUUUCUCAGUCUCUUUCCCUCCUCUUCUUCCCAUCCAUUUGCUCAAUCUCUUUCCCUCCUCUUCUUCCCAUCCAUGUUCUCAGUCUCUUUCCCUCCUCUUCUUCCCAUCCAUUUGCUCAAUCUCUUUCCCUCCUCUUCUUUCCAUCCAUUUUCUCAAUCUCUUUCCCUCCUCUUCUUCCCAUCCAUGUUCUCAAUCUCUUUCCCUCCUCUUCUUCCCAUCCAUUUUCUCAAUCUCUUUCCCUCCUCUUCUUCCCAUCCGUUUUCUCAGUCUCUUUCCCUCCUCUUCUUUCCAUCCAUUUUCUCAGUCUCUUUCCCUCCUCUUCUUCCCAUCCAUUUGCUCAGUCUCUUUCCCUCCUCUUCUUCCCAUCCAUUUUCUCAGUCUCUUUCCCUCCUCUUCUUCCCAUCCAUUUUCUCAGUCUCUUUCCCUCCUCUUCUUCCCAUCCAUUUUCUCAGUCUCUUUCCCUCCUCUUCUUCCCAUCCAUUUUCUCAAUCCCUUUCCCUCCUCUUCUUCCCAUCCAUUUUCUCAGUCUCUUUCCCUCCUCUUCUUCCCAUCCAUUUUCUCAGUCUCUUUCCCUCCUCUUCUUCCCAUCCAUUUUCUCAGUCUCUUUCCCUCCUCUUCUUCCCAUCCAUUUUCUCAGUCUCUUUCCCUCCUCUUCUUCCCAUCCAUUUGCUCAAUCUCUUUCCCUCCUCUUCUUUCCAUCCAUUUUCUCAAUCUCUUUCCCUCCUCUUCUUCCCAUCCAUGUUCUUAAUCUCUUUCCCUCCUCUUCUUCCCAUCCAUUUUCUCAGUCUCUUUCCCUCCUCUUCUUCCCAUCCAUUUUCUCAGUCUCUUUCCCUCCUCUUCUUCCCAUCCAUUUUCUCAGUCUCUUUCCCUCCUCUUCUUCCCAUCCAUUUUCUCAGUCUCUUUCCCUCCUCUUCUUCCCAUCCAUUUUCUCAAUCUCUUUCCCUCCUCUUCUUCCCAUCCAUUUUCUCAGUCUCUUUCCCUCCUCUUCUUCCCAUCCAUUUGCUCAGUCUCUUUCCCUCCUCUUCUUUCCAUCCAUUUUCUCAGUCUCUUUCCCUCCUCUUCUUCCCAUCCAUUUGCUCAGUCUCAAUCCCUCCUCUUCUUCCCAUCCAUUUUCUCAGUCUCUUUCCCUCCUCUUCUUCCCAUCCAUUUUCUCAGUCUCUUUCCCUCCUCUUCUUCCCAUCCAUUUUCUCAGUCUCUUUCCCUCCUCUUCUUCCCAUCCAUUUUCUCAAUCUCUUUCCCUCCUCUUCUUCCCAUCCAUUUUCUCAGUCUCUUUCCCUCCUCUUCUUCCCAUCCAUUUGCUCAAUCUCUUUCCCUCCUCUUCUUUCCAUCCAUUUUCUCAAUCUCUUUCCCUCCUCUUCUUCCCAUCCAUGUUCUCAAUCUCUUUCCCUCCUCUUCUUCCCAUCCAUUUUCUCAAUCUCUUUCCCUCCUCUUCUUCCCAUCCAUUUUCUCAGUCUCUUUCCCUCCUCUUCUUCCCAUCCAUUUUCUCAGUCUCUUUCCCUCCUCUUCUUCCCAUCCAUUUGCUCAAUCUCUUUCCCUCCUCUUCUUCCCAUCCAUGUUCUCAGUCUCUUUCCCUCCUCUUCUUCCCAUCCAUUUGCUCAAUCUCUUUCCCUCCUCUUCUUUCCAUCCAUUUUCUCAAUCUCUUCCCCUCCUCUUCUUCCCAUCCAUGUUCUCAAUCUCUUUCCCUCCUCUUCUUCCCAUCCAUUUUCUCAAUCUCUUUCCCUCCUCUUCUUCCCAUCCGUUUUCUCAGUCUCUUUCCCUCCUCUUCUUCCCAUCCAUUUGCUCAGUCUCUUUCCCUCCUCUUCUUUCCAUCCAUUUUCUCAGUCUCUUUCCCUCCUCUUCUUCCCAUCCAUUUGCUCAGUCUCUUUCCCUCCUCUUCUUCCCAUCCAUUUUCUCAGUCUCUUUCCCUCCUCUUCUUCCCAUCCAUUUUCUCAGUCUCUUUCCCUCCUCUUCUUCCCAUCCAUUUUCUCAGUCUCUUUCCCUCCUCUUCUUCCCAUCCAUUUUCUCAAUCUCUUUCCCUCCUCUUCUUCCCAUCCAUUUUCUCAGUCUCUUUCCCUCCUCUUCUUCCCAUCCAUUUUCUCAGUCUCUUUCCCUCCUCUUCUUCCCAUCCAUUUUCUCAUCUCUUUCCCUCCUCUUCUUCCCAUCCAUUUUCUCAGUCUCUUUCCCUCCUCUUCUUCCCAUCCAUUUUCUCAGUCUCUUUCCCUCCUCUUCUUCCCAUCCAUUUUCUCAAUCUCUUUCCCUCCUCUUCUUCCCAUCCAUUUUCUCAGUCUCUUUCCCUCCUCUUCUUCCCAUCCAUUUGCUCAAUCUCUUUCCCUCCUCUUCUUUCCAUCCAUUUUCUCAAUCUCUUUCCCUCCUCUUCUUCCCAUCCAUGUUCUCAAUCUCUUUCCCUCCUCUUCUUCCCAUCCAUUUUCUCAAUCUCUUUCCCUCCUCUUCUUCCCAUCCAUUUUCUCAGUCUCUUUCCCUCCUCUUCUUCCCAUCCAUUUUCUCAGUCUCUUUCCCUCCUCUUCUUCCCAUCCAUUUGCUCAAUCUCUUUCCCUCCUCUUCUUCCCAUCCAUGUUCUCAGUCUCUUUCCCUCCUCUUCUUCCCAUCCAUUUGCUCAAUCUCUUUCCCUCCUCUUCUUUCCAUCCAUUUUCUCAAUCUCUUUCCCUCCUCUUCUUCCCAUCCAUGUUCUCAAUCUCUUUCCCUCCUCUUCUUCCCAUCCAUUUUCUCAAUCUCUUUCCCUCCUCUUCUUCCCAUCCGUUUUCUCAGUCUCUUUCCCUCCUCUUCUUCCCAUCCAUUUGCUCAGUCUCUUUCCCUCCUCUUCUUUCCAUCCAUUUUCUCAGUCUCUUUCCCUCCUCUUCUUCCCAUCCAUUUGCUCAGUCUCUUUCCCUCCUCUUCUUCCCAUCCAUUUUCUCAGUCUCUUUCCCUCCUCUUCUUCCCAUCCAUUUUCUCAGUCUCUUUCCCUCCUCUUCUUCCCAUCCAUUUUCUCAAUCUCUUUCCCUCCUCUUCUUCCCAUCCAUUUUCUCAGUCUCUUUCCCUCCUCUUCUUCCCAUCCAUUUGCUCAAUCUCUUUCUCUCCUCUUCUUUCCAUCCAUUUUCUCAAUCUCUUUCCCUCCUCUUCUUCCCAUCCAUGUUCUCAAUCUCUUUCCCUCCUCUUCUUCCCAUCCAUUUUCUCAAUCUCUUUCCCUCCUCUUCUUCCCAUCCGUUUUCUCAGUCUCUUUCCCUCCUCUUCUUUCCAUCCAUUUUCUCAGUCUCUUUCCCUCCUCUUCUUCCCAUCCAUUUUCUCAGUCUCUUUCCCUCCUCUUCUUCCCAUCCAUUUUCUCAAUCUCUUUCCCUCCUCUUCUUCCCAUCCAUUUUCUCAGUCUCUUUCCCUCCUCUUCUUCCCAUCCAUUUGCUCAAUCUCUUUCCCUCCUCUUCUUUCCAUCCAUUUUCUCAAUCUCUUUCCCUCCUCUUCUUCCCAUCCAUGUUCUUAAUCUCUUUCCCUCCUCUUCUUCCCAUCCAUUUUCUCAGUCUCUUUCCCUCCUCUUCUUCCCAUCCAUUUUCUCAGUCUCUUUCCCUCCUCUUCUUCCCAUCCAUUUUCUCAGUCUCUUUCCCUCCUCUUCUUCCCAUCCAUUUUCUCAAUCUCUUUCCCUCCUCUUCUUCCCAUCCAUUUUCUCAGUCUCUUUCCCUCCUCUUCUUCCCAUCCAUUUGCUCAAUCUCUUUCCCUCCUCUUCUUUCCAUCCAUUUUCUCAAUCUCUUUCCCUCCUCUUCUUCCCAUCCAUGUUCUCAAUCUCUUUCCCUCCUCUUCUUCCCAUCCAUUUUCUCAAUCUCUUUCCCUCCUCUUCUUCCCAUCCAUUUUCUCAGUCUCUUUCCCUCCUCUUCUUCCCAUCCAUUUUCUCAGUCUCUUUCCCUCCUCUUCUUCCCAUCCAUUUGCUCAAUCUCUUUCCCUCCUCUUCUUCCCAUCCAUGUUCUCAGUCUCUUUCCCUCCUCUUCUUCCCAUCCAUUUGCUCAAUCUCUUUCCCUCCUCUUCUUUCCAUCCAUUUUCUCAAUCUCUUUCCCUCCUCUUCUUCCCAUCCAUGUUCUCAAUCUCUUUCCCUCCUCUUCUUCCCAUCCAUUUUCUCAAUCUCUUUCCCUCCUCUUCUUCCCAUCCGUUUUCUCAGUCUCUUUCCCUCCUCUUCUUCCCAUCCAUUUGCUCAGUCUCUUUCCCUCCUCUUCUUUCCAUCCAUUUUCUCAGUCUCUUUCCCUCCUCUUCUUCCCAUCCAUUUGCUCAGUCUCUUUCCCUCCUCUUCUUCCCAUCCAUUUUCUCAGUCUCUUUCCCUCCUCUUCUUCCCAUCCAUUUUCUCAGUCUCUUUCCCUCCUCUUCUUCCCAUCCAUUUUCUCAAUCUCUUUCCCUCCUCUUCUUCCCAUCCAUUUUCUCAGUCUCUUUCCCUCCUCUUCUUCCCAUCCAUUUGCUCAAUCUCUUUCUCUCCUCUUCUUUCCAUCCAUUUUCUCAAUCUCUUUCCCUCCUCUUCUUCCCAUCCAUGUUCUCAAUCUCUUUCCCUCCUCUUCUUCCCAUCCAUUUUCUCAAUCUCUUUCCCUCCUCUUCUUCCCAUCCGUUUUCUCAGUCUCUUUCCCUCCUCUUCUUUCCAUCCAUUUUCUCAGUCUCUUUCCCUCCUCUUCUUCCCAUCCAUUUUCUCAGUCUCUUUCCCUCCUCUUCUUCCCAUCCAUUUUCUCAAUCUCUUUCCCUCCUCUUCUUCCCAUCCAUUUUCUCAGUCUCUUUCCCUCCUCUUCUUCCCAUCCAUUUGCUCAGUCUCUUUCCCUCCUCUUCUUUCCAUCCAUUUUCUCAGUCUCUUUCCCUCCUCUUCUUCCCAUCCAUUUGCUCAGUCUCAAUCCCUCCUCUUCUUCCCAUCCAUUUUCUCAGUCUCUUUCCCUCCUCUUCUUCCCAUCCAUUUUCUCAGUCUCUUUCCCUCCCCUUCUUCCCAUCCAUUUUCUCAGUCUCUUUCCCUCCUCUUCUUCCCAUCCAUUUUCUCAAUCUCUUUCCCUCCUCUUCUUCCCAUCCAUUUUCUCAGUCUCUUUCCCUCCUCUUCUUCCCAUCCAUUUGCUCAAUCUCUUUCCCUCCUCUUCUUUCCAUCCAUUUUCUCAAUCUCUUUCCCUCCUCUUCUUCCCAUCCAUGUUCUCAAUCUCUUUCCCUCCUCUUCUUCCCAUCCAUUUUCUCAAUCUCUUUCCCUCCUCUUCUUCCCAUCCAUUUUCUCAGUCUCUUUCCCUCCUCUUCUUCCCAUCCAUUUUCUCAGUCUCUUUCCCUCCUCUUCUUCCCAUCCAUUUGCUCAAUCUCUUUCCCUCCUCUUCUUCCCAUCCAUGUUCUCAGUCUCUUUCCCUCCUCUUCUUCCCAUCCAUUUGCUCAAUCUCUUUCCCUCCUCUUCUUUCCAUCCAUUUUCUCAAUCUCUUUCCCUCCUCUUCUUCCCAUCCAUGUUCUCAAUCUCUUUCCCUCCUCUUCUUCCCAUCCAUUUUCUCAAUCUCUUUCCCUCCUCUUCUUCCCAUCCGUUUUCUCAGUCUCUUUCCCUCCUCUUCUUCCCAUCCAUUUGCUCAGUCUCUUUCCCUCCUCUUCUUUCCAUCCAUUUUCUCAGUCUCUUUCCCUCCUCUUCUUCCCAUCCAUUUGCUCAGUCUCUUUCCCUCCUCUUCUUCCCAUCCAUUUUCUCAGUCUCUUUCCCUCCUCUUCUUCCCAUCCAUUUUCUCAGUCUCUUUCCCUCCUCUUCUUCCCAUCCAUUUUCUCAGUCUCUUUCCCUCCUCUUCUUCCCAUCCAUUUUCUCAAUCCCUUUCCCUCCUCUUCUUCCCAUCCAUUUUCUCAGUCUCUUUCCCUCCUCUUCUUCCCAUCCAUUUUCUCAGUCUCUUUCCCUCCUCUUCUUCCCAUCCAUUUUCUCAGUCUCUUUCCCUCCUCUUCUUCCCAUCCAUUUUCUCAGUCUCUUUCCCUCCUCUUCUUCCCAUCCAUUUGCUCAAUCUCUUUCCCUCCUCUUCUUUCCAUCCAUUUUCUCAAUCUCUUUCCCUCCUCUUCUUCCCAUCCAUUCUCUUUCCCUCCUCUUCUUCCCAUCCAUUUUCUCAGUCUCUUUCCCUCCUCUUCUUCCCAUCCAUUUUCUCAAUCUCUUUCCCUCCUCUUCUUCCCAUCCAUUUUCUCAGUCUCUUUCCCUCCUCUUCUUCCCAUCCAUUUGCUCAAUCUCUUUCCCUCCUCUUCUUUCCAUCCAUUUUCUCAAUCUCUUUCCCUCCUCUUCUUCCCAUCCAUGUUCUCAAUCUCUUUCCCUCCUCUUCUUCCCAUCCAUUUUCUCAAUCUCUUUCCCUCCUCUUCUUCCCAUCCAUUUUCUCAGUCUCUUUCCCUCCUCUUCUUCCCAUCCAUUUUCUCAGUCUCUUUCCCUCCUCUUCUUCCCAUCCAUUUGCUCAAUCUCUUUCCCUCCUCUUCUUCCCAUCCAUGUUCUCAGUCUCUUUCCCUCCUCUUCUUCCCAUCCAUUUGCUCAAUCUCUUUCCCUCCUCUUCUUUCCAUCCAUUUUCUCAAUCUCUUUCCCUCCUCUUCUUCCCAUCCAUGUUCUCAAUCUCUUUCCCUCCUCUUCUUCCCAUCCAUUUUCUCAAUCUCUUUCCCUCCUCUUCUUCCCAUCCGUUUUCUCAGUCUCUUUCCCUCCUCUUCUUCCCAUCCAUUUGCUCAGUCUCUUUCCCUCCUCUUCUUUCCAUCCAUUUUCUCAGUCUCUUUCCCUCCUCUUCUUCCCAUCCAUUUGCUCAGUCUCUUUCCCUCCUCUUCUUCCCAUCCAUUUUCUCAGUCUCUUUCCCUCCUCUUCUUCCCAUCCAUUUUCUCAGUCUCUUUCCCUCCUCUUCUUCCCAUCCAUUUUCUCAGUCUCUUUCCCUCCUCUUCUUCCCAUCCAUUUUCUCAAUCCCUUUCCCUCCUCUUCCUCCAAUCCAUUUUCUCAGUCUCUUUCCCUCCUCUUCUUCCCAUCCAUUUUCUCAGUCUCUUUCCCUCCUCUUCUUCCCAUCCAUUUUCUCAGUCUCUUUCCCUCCUCUUCUUCCCAUCCAUUUUCUCAGUCUCUUUCCCUCCUCUUCUUCCCAUCCAUUUGCUCAAUCUCUUUCCCUCCUCUUCUUUCCAUCCAUUUUCUCAAUCUCUUUCCCUCCUCUUCUUCCCAUCCAUGUUCUUAAUCUCUUUCCCUCCUCUUCUUCCCAUCCAUUUUCUCAGUCUCUUUCCCUCCUCUUCUUCCCAUCCAUUUUCUCAGUCUCUUUCCCUCCUCUUCUUCCAAUCCAUUUUCUCAGUCUCUUUCCCUCCUCUUCUUCCCAUCCAUUUUCUCAGUCUCUUUCCCUCCUCUUCUUCCCAUCCAUUUUCUCAAUCUCUUUCCCUCCUCUUCUUCCCAUCCAUUUUCUCAGUCUCUUUCCCUCCUCUUCUUCCCAUCCAUUUGCUCAGUCUCUUUCCCUCCUCUUCUUUCCAUCCAUUUUCUCAGUCUCUUUCCCUCCUCUUCUUCCCAUCCAUUUGCUCAGUCUCAAUCCCUCCUCUUCUUCCCAUCCAUUUUCUCAGUCUCUUUCCCUCCUCUUCUUCCCAUCCAUUUUCUCAGUCUCUUUCCCUCCUCUUCUUCCCAUCCAUUUUCUCAGUCUCUUUCCCUCCUCUUCUUCCCAUCCAUUUUCUCAAUCUCUUUCCCUCCUCUUCUUCCCAUCCAUUUUCUCAGUCUCUUUCCCUCCUCUUCUUCCCAUCCAUUUGCUCAAUCUCUUUCCCUCCUCUUCUUUCCAUCCAUUUUCUCAAUCUCUUUCCCUCCUCUUCUUCCCAUCCAUGUUCUCAAUCUCUUUCCCUCCUCUUCUUCCCAUCCAUUUUCUCAGUCUCUUUCCCUCCUCUUCUUCCCAUCCAUUUUCUCAGUCUCUUUCCCUCCUCUUCUUCCCAUCCAUUUUCUCAGUCUCUUUCCCUCCUCUUCUUCCCAUCCAUUUGCUCAAUCUCUUUCCCUCCUCUUCUUCCCAUCCAUGUUCUCAGUCUCUUUCCCUCCUCUUCUUCCCAUCCAUUUGCUCAAUCUCUUUCCCUCCUCUUCUUUCCAUCCAUUUUCUCAAUCUCUUUCCCUCCUCGUCUUCCCAUCCAUGUUCUCAAUCUCUUUCCCUCCUCUUCUUCCCAUCCAUUUUCUCAAUCUCUUUCCCUCCUCUUCUUCCCAUCCGUUUUCUCAGUCUCUUUCCCUCCUCUUCUUCCCAUCCAUUUGCUCAGUCUCUUUCCCUCCUCUUCUUUCCAUCCAUUUUCUCAGUCUCUUUCCCUCCUCUUCUUCCCAUCCAUUUGCUCAGUCUCUUUCCCUCCUCUUCUUCCCAUCCAUUUUCUCAGUCUCUUUCCCUCCUCUUCUUCCCAUCCAUUUUCUCAGUCUCUUUCCCUCCUCUUCUUCCCAUCCAUUUUCUCAGUCUCUUUCCCUCCUCUUCUUCCCAUCCAUUUUCUCAAUCCCUUUCCCUCCUCUUCUUCCCAUCCAUUUUCUCAGUCUCUUUCCCUCCUCUUCUUCCCAUCCAUUUUCUCAGUCUCUUUCCCUCCUCUUCUUCCCAUCCAUUUUCUCAGUCUCUUUCCCUCCUCUUCUUCCCAUCCAUUUUCUCAGUCUCUUUCCCUCCUCUUCUUCCCAUCCAUUUGCUCAAUCUCUUUCCCUCCUCUUCUUUCCAUCCAUUUUCUCAAUCUCUUUCCCUCCUCUUCUUCCCAUCCAUGUUCUUAAUCUCUUUCCCUCCUCUUCUUCCCAUCCAUUUUCUCAAUCUCUUUCCCUCCUCUUCUUCCCAUCCGUUUUCUCAGUCUCUUUCCCUCCUCUUCUUCCCAUCCAUUUGCUCAGUCUCUUUCCCUCCUCUUCUUUCCAUCCAUUUUCUCAGUCUCUUUCCCUCCUCUUCUUCCCAUCCAUUUGCUCAGUCUCUUUCCCUCCUCUUCUUCCCAUCCAUUUUCUCAGUCUCUUUCCCUCCUCUUCUUCCCAUCCAUUUUCUCAGUCUCUUUCCCUCCUCUUCUUCCCAUCCAUUUGCUCAAUCUCUUUCCCUCCUCUUCUUUCCAUCCAUUUUCUCAAUCUCUUUCCCUCCUCUUCUUCCCAUCCAUGUUCUCAAUCUCUUUCCCUCCUCUUCUUCCCAUCCAUUUUCUCAAUCUCUUUCCCUCCUCUUCUUCCCAUCCAUUUUCUCAGUCUCUUUCCCUCCUCUUCUUCCCAUCCAUUUUCUCAGUCUCUUUCCCUCCUCUUCUUCCCAUCCAUUUGCUCAAUCUCUUUCCCUCCUCUUCUUCCCAUCCAUGUUCUCAGUCUCUUUCCCUCCUCUUCUUCCCAUCCAUUUGCUCAAUCUCUUUCCCUCCUCUUCUUUCCAUCCAUUUUCUCAAUCUCUUUCCCUCCUCUUCUUCCCAUCCAUGUUCUCAAUCUCUUUCCCUCCUCUUCUUCCCAUCCAUUUUCUCAAUCUCUUUCCCUCCUCUUCUUCCCAUCCGUUUUCUCAGUCUCUUUCCCUCCUCUUCUUCCCAUCCAUUUGCUCAGUCUCUUUCCCUCCUCUUCUUUCCAUCCAUUUUCUCAGUCUCUUUCCCUCCUCUUCUUCCCAUCCAUUUGCUCAGUCUCUUUCCCUCCUCUUCUUCCCAUCCAUUUUCUCAGUCUCUUUCCCUCCUCUUCUUCCCAUCCAUUUUCUCAGUCUCUUUCCCUCCUCUUCUUCCCAUCCAUUUUCUCAGUCUCUUUCCCUCCUCUUCUUCCCAUCCAUUUUCUCAAUCCCUUUCCCUCCUCUUCUUCCCAUCCAUUUUCUCAGUCUCUUUCCCUCCUCUUCUUCCCAUCCAUUUUCUCAGUCUCUUUCCCUCCUCUUCUUCCCAUCCAUUUUCUCAGUCUCUUUCCCUCCUCUUCUUCCCAUCCAUUUUCUCAGUCUCUUUCCCUCCUCUUCUUCCCAUCCAUUUGCUCAAUCUCUUUCCCUCCUCUUCUUUCCAUCCAUUUUCUCAAUCUCUUUCCCUCCUCUUCUUCCCAUCCAUGUUCUUAAUCUCUUUCCCUCCUCUUCUUCCCAUCCAUUUUCUCAGUCUCUUUCCCUCCUCUUCUUCCCAUCCAUUUUCUCAGUCUCUUUCCCUCCUCUUCUUCCCAUCCAUUUUCUCAGUCUCUUUCCCUCCUCUUCUUCCCAUCCAUUUUCUCAAUCUCUUUCCCUCCUCUUCUUCCCAUCCAUUUUCUCAGUCUCUUUCCCUCCUCUUCUUCCCAUCCAUUUGCUCAAUCUCUUUCCCUCCUCUUCUUUCCAUCCAUUUUCUCAAUCUCUUUCCCUCCUCUUCUUCCCAUCCAUGUUCUCAAUCUCUUUCCCUCCUCUUCUUCCCAUCCAUUUUCUCAAUCUCUUUCCCUCCUCUUCUUCCCAUCCAUUUUCUCAGUCUCUUUCCCUCCUCUUCUUCCCAUCCAUUUUCUCAGUCUCUUUCCCUCCUCUUCUUCCCAUCCAUUUGCUCAAUCUCUUUCCCUCCUCUUCUUCCCAUCCAUGUUCUCAGUCUCUUUCCCUCCUCUUCUUCCCAUCCAUUUGCUCAAUCUCUUUCCCUCCUCUUCUUUCCAUCCAUUUUCUCAAUCUCUUUCCCUCCUCUUCUUCCCAUCCAUGUUCUCAAUCUCUUUCCCUCCUCUUCUUCCCAUCCAUUUUCUCAAUCUCUUUCCCUCCUCUUCUUCCCAUCCGUUUUCUCAGUCUCUUUCCCUCCUCUUCUUCCCAUCCAUUUGCUCAGUCUCUUUCCCUCCUCUUCUUUCCAUCCAUUUUCUCAGUCUCUUUCCCUCCUCUUCUUCCCAUCCAUUUGCUCAGUCUCUUUCCCUCCUCUUCUUCCCAUCCAUUUUCUCAGCCUCUUUCCCUCCUCUUCUUCCCAUCCAUUUUCUCAGUCUCUUUCCCUCCUCUUCUUCCCAUCCAUUUUCUCAGUCUCUUUCCCUCCUCUUCUUCCCAUCCAUUUUCUCAAUCCCUUUCCCUCCUCUUCCUCCAAUCCAUUUUCUCAGUCUCUUUCCCUCCUCUUCUUCCCAUCCAUUUUCUCAGUCUCUUUCCCUCCUCUUCUUCCCAUCCAUUUUCUCAGUCUCUUUCCCUCCUCUUCUUCCCAUCCAUUUUCUCAGUCUCUUUCCCUCCUCUUCUUCCCAUCCAUUUGCUCAAUCUCUUUCCCUCCUCUUCUUUCCAUCCAUUUUCUCAAUCUCUUUCCCUCCUCUUCUUCCCAUCCAUUCUCUUUCCCUCCUCUUCUUCCAAUCCAUUUUCUCAGUCUCUUUCCCUCCUCUUCUUCCCAUCCAUUUUCUCAGUCUCUUUCCCUCCUCUUCUUCCCAUCCAUUUUCUCAAUCUCUUUCCCUCCUCUUCUUCCCAUCCAUUUUCUCAGUCUCUUUCCCUCCUCUUCUUCCCAUCCAUUUGCUCAGUCUCUUUCCCUCCUCUUCUUUCCAUCCAUUUUCUCAGUCUCUUUCCCUCCUCUUCUUCCCAUCCAUUUGCUCAGUCUCAAUCCCUCCUCUUCUUCCCAUCCAUUUUCUCAGUCUCUUUCCCUCCUCUUCUUCCCAUCCAUUUUCUCAGUCUCUUUCCCUCCUCUUCUUCCCAUCCAUUUUCUCAGUCUCUUUCCCUCCUCUUCUUCCCAUCCAUUUUCUCAAUCUCUUUCCCUCCUCUUCUUCCCAUCCAUUUUCUCAGUCUCUUUCCCUCCUCUUCUUCCCAUCCAUUUGCUCAAUCUCUUUCCCUCCUCUUCUUUCCAUCCAUUUUCUCAAUCUCUUUCCCUCCUCUUCUUCCCAUCCAUGUUCUCAAUCUCUUUCCCUCCUCUUCUUCCCAUCCAUUUUCUCAGUCUCUUUCCCUCCUCUUCUUCCCAUCCAUUUUCUCAGUCUCUUUCCCUCCUCUUCUUCCCAUCCAUUUUCUCAGUCUCUUUCCCUCCUCUUCUUCCCAUCCAUUUGCUCAAUCUCUUUCCCUCCUCUUCUUCCCAUCCAUGUUCUCAGUCUCUUUCCCUCCUCUUCUUCCCAUCCAUUUGCUCAAUCUCUUUCCCUCCUCUUCUUUCCAUCCAUUUUCUCAAUCUCUUUCCCUCCUCGUCUUCCCAUCCAUGUUCUCAAUCUCUUUCCCUCCUCUUCUUCCCAUCCAUUUUCUCAAUCUCUUUCCCUCCUCUUCUUCCCAUCCGUUUUCUCAGUCUCUUUCCCUCCUCUUCUUCCCAUCCAUUUGCUCAGUCUCUUUCCCUCCUCUUCUUUCCAUCCAUUUUCUCAGUCUCUUUCCCUCCUCUUCUUCCCAUCCAUUUGCUCAGUCUCUUUCCCUCCUCUUCUUCCCAUCCAUUUUCUCAGUCUCUUUCCCUCCUCUUCUUCCCAUCCAUUUUCUCAGUCUCUUUCCCUCCUCUUCUUCCCAUCCAUUUUCUCAGUCUCUUUCCCUCCUCUUCUUCCCAUCCAUUUUCUCAAUCCCUUUCCCUCCUCUUCUUCCCAUCCAUUUUCUCAGUCUCUUUCCCUCCUCUUCUUCCCAUCCAUUUUCUCAGUCUCUUUCCCUCCUCUUCUUCCCAUCCAUUUUCUCAGUCUCUUUCCCUCCUCUUCUUCCCAUCCAUUUUCUCAGUCUCUUUCCCUCCUCUUCUUCCCAUCCAUUUGCUCAAUCUCUUUCCCUCCUCUUCUUUCCAUCCAUUUUCUCAAUCUCUUUCCCUCCUCUUCUUCCCAUCCAUGUUCUUAAUCUCUUUCCCUCCUCUUCUUCCCAUCCAUUUUCUCAAUCUCUUUCCCUCCUCUUCUUCCCAUCCAUUUUCUCAGUCUCUUUCCCUCCUCUUCUUCCAUCCAUUUGCUCAAUCUCUUUCCCUCCUCUUCUUUCCAUCCAUUUUCUCAAUCUCUUUCCCUCCUCUUCUUCCCAUCCAUGUUCUCAAUCUCUUUCCCUCCUCUUCUUCCCAUCCAUUUUCUCAAUCUCUUUCCCUCCUCUUCUUUCCAUCCAUUUUCUCAGUCUCUUUCCCUCCUCUUCUUCCCAUCCAUUUUCUCAAUCUCUUUCCCUCCUCUUCUUCCCAUCCAUUUUCUCAGUCUCUUUCCCUCCUCUUCUUCCCAUCCAUUUUCUCAAUCUCUUUCCCUCCUCUUCUUCCCAUCCAUUUUCUCAGUCUCUUUCCCUCCUCUUCUUCCCAUCCAUUUGCUCAAUCUCUUUCCCUCCUUUUCUUUCCAUCCAUUUUCUCAAUCUCUUUCCCUCCUCUUCUUCCCAUCCAUGUUCUCAAUCUCUUUCCCUCCUCUUCUUACCAUCCAUUUUCUCAAUCUCUUUCCCUCCUCUUCUUCCCAUCCAUUUUCUCAGUCUCUUUCCCUCCUCUUCUUCCCAUCCAUUUUUUCAGUCUCUUUCCCUCCUCUUCUUCCCAUCCAUUUUCUCAAUCUCUUUCCCUCCUCUUCUUCCCAUCCAUUUUCUCAGUCUCUUUCCCUCCUCUUCUUCCCAUCCAUUUGCUCAAUCUCUUUCCCUCCUCUUCUUUCCAUCCAUUUUCUCAAUCUCUUUCCCUCCUCUUCUUUCCAUCCAUGUUCUCAAUCUCUUUCCCUCCUCUUCUUCCCAUCCAUUUUCUCAGUCUCUUUCCCUCCUCUUCUUCCCAUCCAUUUUCUCAGUCUCUUUCCCUCCUCUUCUUCCCAUCCAUUUUCUCAGUCUCUUUCCCUCCUCUUCUUCCCAUCCAUUUGCUCAAUCUCUUUCCCUCCUCUUCUUCCCAUCCAUGUUCUCAGUCUCUUUCCCUCCUCUUCUUCCCAUCCAUUUGCUCAAUCUCUUUCCCUCCUCUUCUUUCCAUCCAUUUUCUCAAUCUCUUUCCCUCCUCUUCUUCCCAUCCAUGUUCUCAAUCUCUUUCCCUCCUCUUCUUCCCAUCCAUUUGCUCAAUCUCUUUCCCUCCUCUUCUUCCCAUCCAUGUUCUCAGUCUCUUUCCCUCCUCUUCUUCCCAUCCAUUUGCUCAAUCUCUUUCCCUCCUCUUCUUUCCAUCCAUUUUCUCAAUCUCUUUCCCUCCUCUUCUUCCCAUCCAUGUUCUCAAUCUCUUUCCCUCCUCUUCUUCCCAUCCAUUUUCUCAAUCUCUUUCCCUCCUCUUCUUCCCAUCCAUUUUCUCAGUCUCUUUCCCUCCUCUUCUUCCCAUCCAUUUGCUCAAUCUCUUUCCCUCCUCUUCUUCCCAUCCAUGUUCUCAGUCUCUUUCCCUCCUCUUCUUCCCAUCCAUUUGCUCAAUCUCUUUCCCUCCUCUUCUUUCCAUCCAUUUUCUCAAUCUCUUUCCCUCCUCUUCUUCCCAUCCAUGUUCUCAAUCUCUUUCCCUCCUCUUCUUCCCAUCCAUUUUCUCAAUCUCUUUCCCUCCUCUUCUUCCCAUCCAUUUUCUCAGUCUCUUUCCCUCCUCUUCUUCCCAUCCAUUUGCUCAAUCUCUUUCCCUCCUCUUCUUUCCAUCCAUUUUCUCAAUCUCUUUCCCUCCUCUUCUUCCCAUCCAUGUUCUCAAUCUCUUUCCCUCCUCUUCUUACCAUCCAUUUUCUCAAUCUCUUUCCCUCCUCUUCUUCCCAUCCAUUUUCUCAGUCUCUUUCCCUCCUCUUCUUCCCAUCCAUUUUCUCAAUCUCUUUCCCUCCUCUUCUUCCCAUCCAUGUUCUCAGUCUCUUUCCCUCCUCUUCUUCCCAUCCAUUUGCUCAAUCUCUUUCCCUCCUCUUCUUUCCAUCCAUUUUCUCAAUCUCUUUCCCUCCUCUUCUUCCCAUCCAUGUUCUCAAUCUCUUUCCCUCCUCUUCUUCCCAUCCAUUUUCUCAAUCUCUUUCCCUCCUCUUCUUCCCAUCCAUUUUCUCAGUCUCUUUCCCUCCUCUUCUUCCCAUCCAUUUGCUCAAUCUCUUUCCCUCCUCUUCUUUCCAUCCAUUUUCUCAAUCUCUUUCCCUCCUCUUCUUCCCAUCCAUGUUCUCAAUCUCUUUCCCUCCUCUUCUUACCAUCCAUUUUCUCAAUCUCUUUCCCUCCUCUUCUUCCCAUCCAUUUUCUCAGUCUCUUUCCCUCCUCUUCUUCCCAUCCAUUUUCUCAGUCUCUUUCCCUCCUCUUCUUCCCAUCCAUUUUCUCAGUCUCUUUCCCUCCUCUUCUUCCCAUCCAUUUGCUCAAUCUCUUUCCCUCCUCUUCUUCCCAUCCAUGUUCUCAGUCUCUUUCCCUCCUCUUCUUCCCAUCCAUUUGCUCAAUCUCUUUCCCUCCUCUUCUUUCCAUCCAUUUUCUCAAUCUCUUUCCCUCCUCUUCUUCCCAUCCAUGUUCUCAAUCUCUUUCCCUCCUCUUCUUCCCAUCCAUUUUCUCAAUCUCUUUCCCUCCUCUUCUUCCCAUCCAUUUUCUCAGUCUCUUUCCCUCCUCUUCUUCCCAUCCAUUUGCUCAAUCUCUUUCCCUCCUCUUCUUUCCAUCCAUUUUCUCAAUCUCUUUCCCUCCUCUUCUUCCCAUCCAUGUUCUCAAUCUCUUUCCCUCCUCUUCUUACCAUCCAUUUUCUCAAUCUCUUUCCCUCCUCUUCUUCCCAUCCAUUUUCUCAGUCUCUUUCCCUCCUCUUCUUCCCAUCCAUUUUCUCAAUCUCUUUCCCUCCUCUUCUUCCCAUCCAUGUUCUCAGUCUCUUUCCCUCCUCUUCUUCCCAUCCAUUUGCUCAAUCUCUUUCCCUCCUCUUCUUUCCAUCCAUUUUCUCAAUCUCUUUCCCUCCUCUUCUUCCCAUCCAUGUUCUCAAUCUCUUUCCCUCCUCUUCUUCCCAUCCAUUUUCUCAAUCUCUUUCCCUCCUCUUCUUCCCAUCCAUUUUCUCAGUCUCUUUCCCUCCUCUUCUUCCCAUCCAUUUUCUCAAUCUCUUUCCCUCCUCUUCUUCCCAUCCAUGUUCUCAGUCUCUUUCCCUCCUCUUCUUCCCAUCCAUUUGCUCAAUCUCUUUCCCUCCUCUUCUUUCCAUCCAUUUUCUCAAUCUCUUUCCCUCCUCUUCUUCCCAUCCAUGUUCUCAGUCUCUUUCCCUCCUCUUCUUCCCAUCCAUUUGCUCAAUCUCUUUCCCUCCUCUUCUUUCCAUCCAUUUUCUCAAUCUCUUUCCCUCCUCUUCUUCCCAUCCAUGUUCUCAAUCUCUUUCCCUCCUCUUCUUCCCAUCCAUUUUCUCAAUCUCUUUCCCUCCUCUUCUUCCCAUCCAUUUUCUCAGUCUCUUUCCCUCCUCUUCUUCCCAUCCAUUUGCUCAAUCUCUUUCCCUCCUCUUCUUUCCAUCCAUUUUCUCAAUCUCUUUCCCUCCUCUUCUUCCCAUCCAUGUUCUCAAUCUCUUUCCCUCCUCUUCUUACCAUCCAUUUUCUCAAUCUCUUUCCCUCCUCUUCUUCCCAUCCAUUUUCUCAGUCUCUUUCCCUCCUCUUCUUCCCAUCCAUUUUCUCAAUCUCUUUCCCUCCUCUUCUUCCCAUCCAUGUUCUCAGUCUCUUUCCCUCCUCUUCUUCCCAUCCAUUUGCUCAAUCUCUUUCCCUCCUCUUCUUUCCAUCCAUUUUCUCAAUCUCUUUCCCUCCUCUUCUUCCCAUCCAUGUUCUCAAUCUCUUUCCCUCCUCUUCUUCCCAUCCAUUUUCUCAAUCUCUUUCCCUCCUCUUCUUCCCAUCCAUUUUCUCAGUCUCUUUCCCUCCUCUUCUUCCCAUCCAUUUGCUCAAUCUCUUUCCCUCCUCUUCUUUCCAUCCAUUUUCUCAAUCUCUUUCCCUCCUCUUCUUCCCAUCCAUGUUCUCAAUCUCUUUCCCUCCUCUUCUUACCAUCCAUUUUCUCAAUCUCUUUCCCUCCUCUUCUUCCCAUCCAUUUUCUCAGUCUCUUUCCCUCCUCUUCUUCCCAUCCAUUUUCUCAGUCUCUUUCCCUCCUCUUCUUCCCAUCCAUUUUCUCAGUCUCUUUCCCUCCUCUUCUUCCCAUCCAUUUGCUCAAUCUCUUUCCCUCCUCUUCUUCCCAUCCAUGUUCUCAGUCUCUUUCCCUCCUCUUCUUCCCAUCCAUUUGCUCAAUCUCUUUCCCUCCUCUUCUUCCCAUCCAUUUUCUCAAUCUCUUUCCCUCCUCUUCUUCCCAUCCAUUUUCUCAGUCUCUUUCCCUCCUCUUCUUCCCAUCCAUUUGCUCAAUCUCUUUCCCUCCUCUUCUUUCCAUCCAUUUUCUCAAUCUCUUUCCCUCCUCUUCUUCCCAUCCAUGUUCUCAAUCUCUUUCCCUCCUCUUCUUCCCAUCCAUUUUCUCAAUCUCUUUCCCUCCUCUUCUUCCCAUCCGUUUUCUCAGUCUCUUUCCCUCCUCUUCUUCCCAUCCAUUUGCUCAGUCUCUUUCCCUCCUCUUCUUUCCAUCCAUUUUCUCAGUCUCUUUCCCUCCUCUUCUUCCCAUCCAUUUGCUCAGUCUCUUUCCCUCCUCUUCUUCCCAUCCAUUUUCUCAGUCUCUUUCCCUCCUCUUCUUCCCAUCCAUUUUCUCAGUCUCUUUCCCUCCUCUUCUUCCCAUCCAUUUUCUCAGUCUCUUUCCCUCCUCUUCUUCCCAUCCAUUUUCUCAAUCCCUUUCCCUCCUCUUCUUCCCAUCCAUUUUCUCAGUCUCUUUCCCUCCUCUUCUUCCCAUCCAUUUUCUCAGUCUCUUUCCCUCCUCUUCUUCCCAUCCAUUUUCUCAGUCUCUUUCCCUCCUCUUCUUCCCAUCCAUUUUCUCAGUCUCUUUCCCUCCUCUUCUUCCCAUCCAUUUGCUCAAUCUCUUUCCCUCCUCUUCUUUCCAUCCAUUUUCUCAAUCUCUUUCCCUCCUCUUCUUCCCAUCCAUGUUCUCAAUCUCUUUCCCUCCUCUUCUUACCAUCCAUUUUCUCAAUCUCUUUCCCUCCUCUUCUUCCCAUCCAUUUUCUCAGUCUCUUUCCCUCCUCUUCUUCCCAUCCAUUUUCUCAAUCUCUUUCCCUCCUCUUCUUCCCAUCCAUGUUCUCAGUCUCUUUCCCUCCUCUUCUUCCCAUCCAUUUGCUCAAUCUCUUUCCCUCCUCUUCUUUCCAUCCAUUUUCUCAAUCUCUUUCCCUCCUCUUCUUCCCAUCCAUGUUCUCAAUCUCUUUCCCUCCUCUUCUUCCCAUCCAUUUUCUCAAUCUCUUUCCCUCCUCUUCUUCCCAUCCAUUUUCUCAGUCUCUUUCCCUCCUCUUCUUCCCAUCCAUUUGCUCAAUCUCUUUCCCUCCUCUUCUUUCCAUCCAUUUUCUCAAUCUCUUUCCCUCCUCUUCUUCCCAUCCAUGUUCUCAAUCUCUUUCCCUCCUCUUCUUACCAUCCAUUUUCUCAAUCUCUUUCCCUCCUCUUCUUCCCAUCCAUUUUCUCAGUCUCUUUCCCUCCUCUUCUUCCCAUCCAUUUUCUCAGUCUCUUUCCCUCCUCUUCUUCCCAUCCAUUUUCUCAGUCUCUUUCCCUCCUCUUCUUCCCAUCCAUUUGCUCAAUCUCUUUCCCUCCUCUUCUUCCCAUCCAUGUUCUCAGUCUCUUUCCCUCCUCUUCUUCCCAUCCAUUUGCUCAAUCUCUUUCCCUCCUCUUCUUUCCAUCCAUUUUCUCAAUCUCUUUCCCUCCUCUUCUUCCCAUCCAUGUUCUCAAUCUCUUUCCCUCCUCUUCUUCCCAUCCAUUUUCUCAAUCUCUUUCCCUCCUCUUCUUCCCAUCCGUUUUCUCAGUCUCUUUCCCUCCUCUUCUUCCCAUCCAUUUGCUCAGUCUCUUUCCCUCCUCUUCUUUCCAUCCAUUUUCUCAGUCUCUUUCCCUCCUCUUCUUCCCAUCCAUUUGCUCAGUCUCUUUCCCUCCUCUUCUUCCCAUCCAUUUUCUCAGUCUCUUUCCCUCCUCUUCUUCCCAUCCAUUUUCUCAGUCUCUUUCCCUCCUCUUCUUCCCAUCCAUUUUCUCAGUCUCUUUCCCUCCUCUUCUUCCCAUCCAUUUUCUCAAUCCCUUUCCCUCCUCUUCUUCCCAUCCAUUUUCUCAGUCUCUUUCCCUCCUCUUCUUCCCAUCCAUUUUCUCAGUCUCUUUCCCUCCUCUUCUUCCCAUCCAUUUUCUCAGUCUCUUUCCCUCCUCUUCUUCCCAUCCAUUUUCUCAGUCUCUUUCCCUCCUCUUCUUCCCAUCCAUUUGCUCAAUCUCUUUCCCUCCUCUUCUUUCCAUCCAUUUUCUCAAUCUCUUUCCCUCCUCUUCUUCCCAUCCAUGUUCUUAAUCUCUUUCCCUCCUCUUCUUCCCAUCCAUUUUCUCAGUCUCUUUCCCUCCUCUUCUUCCCAUCCAUUUUCUCAGUCUCUUUCCCUCCUCUUCUUCCCAUCCAUUUUCUCAGUCUCUUUCCCUCCUCUUCUUCCCAUCCAUUUUCUCAAUCUCUUUCCCUCCUCUUCUUCCCAUCCAUUUUCUCAGUCUCUUUCCCUCCUCUUCUUCCCAUCCAUUUGCUCAAUCUCUUUCCCUCCUCUUCUUUCCAUCCAUUUUCUCAAUCUCUUUCCCUCCUCUUCUUCCCAUCCAUGUUCUCAAUCUCUUUCCCUCCUCUUCUUCCCAUCCAUUUUCUCAAUCUCUUUCCCUCCUCUUCUUCCCAUCCAUUUUCUCAGUCUCUUUCCCUCCUCUUCUUCCCAUCCAUUUUCUCAGUCUCUUUCCCUCCUCUUCUUCCCAUCCAUUUGCUCAAUCUCUUUCCCUCCUCUUCUUCCCAUCCAUGUUCUCAGUCUCUUUCCCUCCUCUUCUUCCCAUCCAUUUGCUCAAUCUCUUUCCCUCCUCUUCUUUCCAUCCAUUUUCUCAAUCUCUUUCCCUCCUCUUCUUCCCAUCCAUGUUCUCAAUCUCUUUCCCUCCUCUUCUUCCCAUCCAUUUUCUCAAUCUCUUUCCCUCCUCUUCUUCCCAUCCGUUUUCUCAGUCUCUUUCCCUCCUCUUCUUCCCAUCCAUUUGCUCAGUCUCUUUCCCUCCUCUUCUUUCCAUCCAUUUUCUCAGUCUCUUUCCCUCCUCUUCUUCCCAUCCAUUUGCUCAGUCUCUUUCCCUCCUCUUCUUCCCAUCCAUUUUCUCAGUCUCUUUCCCUCCUCUUCUUCCCAUCCAUUUUCUCAGUCUCUUUCCCUCCUCUUCUUCCCAUCCAUUUUCUCAGUCUCUUUCCCUCCUCUUCUUCCCAUCCAUUUUCUCAAUCCCUUUCCCUCCUCUUCUUCCCAUCCAUUUUCUCAGUCUCUUUCCCUCCUCUUCUUCCCAUCCAUUUUCUCAGUCUCUUUCCCUCCUCUUCUUCCCAUCCAUUUUCUCAGUCUCUUUCCCUCCUCUUCUUCCCAUCCAUUUUCUCAGUCUCUUUCCCUCCUCUUCUUCCCAUCCAUUUGCUCAAUCUCUUUCCCUCCUCUUCUUUCCAUCCAUUUUCUCAAUCUCUUUCCCUCCUCUUCUUCCCAUCCAUGUUCUUAAUCUCUUUCCCUCCUCUUCUUCCCAUCCAUUUUCUCAGUCUCUUUCCCUCCUCUUCUUCCCAUCCAUUUUCUCAGUCUCUUUCCCUCCUCUUCUUCCAAUCCAUUUUCUCAGUCUCUUUCCCUCCUCUUCUUCCCAUCCAUUUUCUCAGUCUCUUUCCCUCCUCUUCUUCCCAUCCAUUUUCUCAAUCUCUUUCCCUCCUCUUCUUCCCAUCCAUUUUCUCAGUCUCUUUCCCUCCUCUUCUUCCCAUCCAUUUGCUCAGUCUCUUUCCCUCCUCUUCUUUCCAUCCAUUUUCUCAGUCUCUUUCCCUCCUCUUCUUCCCAUCCAUUUGCUCAGUCUCAAUCCCUCCUCUUCUUCCCAUCCAUUUUCUCAGUCUCUUUCCCUCCUCUUCUUCCCAUCCAUUUUCUCAGUCUCUUUCCCUCCUCUUCUUCCCAUCCAUUUUCUCAGUCUCUUUCCCUCCUCUUCUUCCCAUCCAUUUUCUCAAUCUCUUUCCCUCCUCUUCUUCCCAUCCAUUUUCUCAGUCUCUUUCCCUCCUCUUCUUCCCAUCCAUUUGCUCAAUCUCUUUCCCUCCUCUUCUUUCCAUCCAUUUUCUCAAUCUCUUUCCCUCCUCUUCUUCCCAUCCAUGUUCUCAAUCUCUUUCCCUCCUCUUCUUCCCAUCCAUUUUCUCAGUCUCUUUCCCUCCUCUUCUUUCCAUCCAUUUUCUCAAUCUCUUUCCCUCCUCUUCUUCCCAUCCAUGUUCUCAAUCUCUUUCCCUCCUCUUCUUCCCAUCCAUUUUCUCAAUCUCUUUCCCUCCUCUUCUUCCCAUCCGUUUUCUCAGUCUCUUUCCCUCCUCUUCUUCCCAUCCAUUUGCUCAGUCUCUUUCCCUCCUCUUCUUUCCAUCCAUUUUCUCAGUCUCUUUCCCUCCUCUUCUUCCCAUCCAUUUGCUCAGUCUCUUUCCCUCCUCUUCUUCCCAUCCAUUUUCUCAGUCUCUUUCCCUCCUCUUCUUCCCAUCCAUUUGCUCAGUCUCUUUCCCUCCUCUUCUUCCCAUCCAUUUUCUCAGUCUCUUUCCCUCCUCUUCUUCCCAUCCAUUUUCUCAAUCCCUUUCCCUCCUCUUCUUCCCAUCCAUUUUCUCAGUCUCUUUCCCUCCUCUUCUUCCCAUCCAUUUUCUCAGUCUCUUUCCCUCCUCUUCUUCCCAUCCAUUUUCUCAGUCUCUUUCCCUCCUCUUCUUCCCAUCCAUUUUCUCAGUCUCUUUCCCUCCUCUUCUUCCCAUCCAUUUGCUCAAUCUCUUUCCCUCCUCUUCUUUCCAUCCAUUUUCUCAAUCUCUUUCCCUCCUCUUCUUCCCAUCCAUGUUCUUAAUCUCUUUCCCUCCUCUUCUUCCCAUCCAUUUUCUCAAUCUCUUUCCCUCCUCUUCUUCCCAUCCAUUUUCUCAGUCUCUUUCCCUCCUCUUCUUCCCAUCCAUUUGCUCAAUCUCUUUCCCUCCUCUUCUUUCCAUCCAUUUUCUCAAUCUCUUUCCCUCCUCUUCUUCCCAUCCAUGUUCUCAAUCUCUUUCCCUCCUCUUCUUCCCAUCCAUUUUCUCAAUCUCUUUCCCUCCUCUUCUUUCCAUCCAUUUUCUCAGUCUCUUUCCCUCCUCUUCUUCCCAUCCAUUUUCUCAAUCUCUUUCCCUCCUCUUCUUCCCAUCCAUUUUCUCAGUCUCUUUCCCUCCUCUUCUUCCCAUCCAUUUUCUCAGUCUCUUUCCCUCCUCUUCUUCCCAUCCAUUUUCUCAAUCUCUUUCCCUCCUCUUCUUCCCAUCCAUUUUCUCAGUCUCUUUCCCUCCUCUUCUUCCCAUCCAUUUGCUCAAUCUCUUUCCCUCCUCUUCUUUCCAUCCAUUUUCUCAAUCUCUUUCCCUCCUCUUCUUCCCAUCCAUGUUCUCAAUCUCUUUCCCUCCUCUUCUUACCAUCCAUUUUCUCAAUCUCUUUCCCUCCUCUUCUUCCCAUCCAUUUUCUCAGUCUCUUUCCCUCCUCUUCUUCCCAUCCAUUUUUUCAGUCUCUUUCCCUCCUCUUCUUCCCAUCCAUUUUCUCAAUCUCUUUCCCUCCUCUUCUUCCCAUCCAUUUUCUCAGUCUCUUUCCCUCCUCUUCUUCCCAUCCAUUUGCUCAAUCUCUUUCCCUCCUCUUCUUUCCAUCCAUUUUCUCAAUCUCUUUCCCUCCUCUUCUUCCCAUCCAUGUUCUCAAUCUCUUUCCCUCCUCUUCUUCCCAUCCAUUUUCUCAGUCUCUUUCCCUCCUCUUCUUCCCAUCCAUUUGCUCAAUCUCUUUCCCUCCUCUUCUUUCCAUCCAUUUUCUCAAUCUCUUUCCCUCCUCUUCUUCCCAUCCAUGUUCUCAAUCUCUUUCCCUCCUCUUCUUCCCAUCCAUUUUCUCAAUCUCUUUCCCUCCUCUUCUUCCCAUCCAUUUUCUCAGUCUCUUUCCCUCCUCUUCUUCCCAUCCAUUUGCUCAAUCUCUUUCCCUCCUCUUCUUUCCAUCCAUUUUCUCAAUCUCUUUCCCUCCUCUUCUUCCCAUCCAUGUUCUCAAUCUCUUUCCCUCCUCUUCUUACCAUCCAUUUUCUCAAUCUCUUUCCCUCCUCUUCUUCCCAUCCAUUUUCUCAGUCUCUUUCCCUCCUCUUCUUCCCAUCCAUUUUCUCAAUCUCUUUCCCUCCUCUUCUUCCCAUCCAUGUUCUCAGUCUCUUUCCCUCCUCUUCUUCCCAUCCAUUUGCUCAAUCUCUUUCCCUCCUCUUCUUUCCAUCCAUUUUCUCAAUCUCUUUCCCUCCUCUUCUUCCCAUCCAUGUUCUCAGUCUCUUUCCCUCCUCUUCUUCCCAUCCAUUUUCUCAAUCUCUUUCCCUCCUCUUCUUCCCAUCCAUUUUCUCAGUCUCUUUCCCUCCUCUUCUUCCCAUCCAUUUGCUCAAUCUCUUUCCCUCCUCUUCUUUCCAUCCAUUUUCUCAAUCUCUUUCCCUCCUCUUCUUCCCAUCCAUGUUCUCAAUCUCUUUCCCUCCUCUUCUUACCAUCCAUUUUCUCAAUCUCUUUCCCUCCUCUUCUUCCCAUCCAUUUUCUCAGUCUCUUUCCCUCCUCUUCUUCCCAUCCAUUUUCUCAGUCUCUUUCCCUCCUCUUCUUCCCAUCCAUUUUCUCAAUCUCUUUCCCUCCUCUUCUUCCCAUCCAUUUUCUCAGUCUCUUUCCCUCCUCUUCAUCCCAUCCAUUUGCUCAAUCUCUUUCCCUCCUCUUCUUCCCAUCCAUGUUCUCAGUCUCUUUCCCUCCUCUUCUUCCCAUCCAUUUGCUCAAUCUCUUUCCCUCCUCUUCUUACCAUCCAUUUUCUCAAUCUCUUUCCCUCCUCUUCUUCCCAUCCAUUUUCUCAGUCUCUUUCCCUCCUCUUCUUCCCAUCCAUUUGCUCAAUCUCUUUCCCUCCUCUUCUUCCCAUCCAUGUUCUCAGUCUCUUUCCCUCCUCUUCUUCCCAUCCAUUUGCUCAAUCUCUUUCCCUCCUCUUCUUUCCAUCCAUUUUCUCAAUCUCUUUCCCUCCUCUUCUUCCCAUCCAUUUUCUCAAUCUCUUUCCCUCCUCUUCUUCCCAUCCAUUUGCUCAAUCUCUUUCCCUCCUCUUCUUUCCAUCCAUUUUCUCAAUCUCUUUCCCUCCUCUUCUUCCCAUCCAUGUUCUCAAUCUCUUUCCCUCCUCUUCUCACCAUCCAUUUUCUCAAUCUCUUUCCCUCCUCUUCUUCCCAUCCAUUUUCUCAGUCUCUUUCCCUCCUCUUCUUCCCAUCCAUUUUCUCAAUCUCUUUCCCUCCUCUUCUUCCCAUCCAUUUUCUCAGUCUCUUUCCCUCCUCUUCAUCCCAUCCAUUUGCUCAAUCUCUUUCCCUCCUCUUCUUCCCAUCCAUGUUCUCAGUCUCUUUCCCUCCUCUUCUUCCCAUCCAUUUGCUCAAUCUCUUUCCCUCCUCUUCUUUCCAUCCAUUUUCUCAAUCUCUUUCCCUCCUCUUCUUCCCAUCCAUGUUCUCAAUCUCUUUCCCUCCUCUUCUUCCCAUCCAUUUUCUCAAUCUCUUUCCCUCCUCUUCUUCCCAUCCAUUUUCUCAGUCUCUUUCCCUCCUCUUCUUCCCAUCCAUUUGCUCAAUCUCUUUCCCUCCUCUUCUUUCCAUCCAUUUUCUCAAUCUCUUUCCCUCCUCUUCUUCCCAUCCAUGUUCUCAAUCUCUUUCCCUCCUCUUCUUCCCAUCCAUUUUCUCAAUCUCUUUCCCUCCUCUUCUUCCCAUCCAUUUUCUCAGUCCCUUUCCCUCCUCUUCUUCCCAUCCAUUUGCUGAGUCUCUUUCCCUCCUCUUCUUUCCAUCCAUUUUCUCAGUCUCUUUCCCUCCUCUUCUUCCCAUCCAUUUGCUCAGUCUCUUUCCCUCCUCUUCUUCCCAUCCAUUUUCUCAGUCUCUUUCCCUCCUCUUCUUCCCAUCCAUUUUCUCAGUCUCUUUCCCUCCUCUUCUUCCCAUCCAUUUUCUCAAUCUCUUUCCCUCCUCUUCUUCCCAUCCAUUUUCUCAGUCUCUUUCCCUCCUCUUCUUCCCAUCCAUUUGCUCAAUCUCUUUCCCUCCUCUUCUUCCCAUCCAUGUUCUCAGUCUCUUUCCCUCCUCUUCUUCCCAUCCAUUUGCUCAAUCUCUUUCCCUCCUCUUCUUUCCAUCCAUUUUCUCAAUCUCUUUCCCUCCUCUUCUUCCCAUCCAUGUUCUCAAUCUCUUUCCCUCCUCUUCUUCCCAUCCAUUUUCUCAGUCUCUUUCCCUCCUCUUCUUCCCAUCCAUUUUCUCAGUCUCUUUCCCUCCUCUUCUUCCCAUCCAUUUUCUCAGUCUCUUUCCCUCCUCUUCUUCCCAUCCAUUUGCUCAAUCUCUUUCCCUCCUCUUCUUCCCAUCCAUGUUCUCAGUCUCUUUCCCUCCUCUUCUUCCCAUCCAUUUGCUCAAUCUCUUUCCCUCCUCUUCUUUCCAUCGAUUUUCUCAAUCUCUUUCCCUCCUCUUCUUCCCAUCCAUUUUCUCAAUCUCUUUCCCUCCUCUUCUUCCCAUCCAUUUUCUCAGUCUCUUUCCCUCCUCUUCUUCCCAUCCAUUUGCUCAAUCUCUUUCCCUCCUCUUCUUCCCAUCCAUGUUCUCAGUCUCUUUCCCUCCUCUUCUUCCCAUCCAUUUGCUCAAUCUCUUUCCCUCCUCUUCUUUCCAUCCAUUUUCUCAAUCUCUUUCCCUCCUCUUCUUCCCAUCCAUGUUCUCAAUCUCUUUCCCUCCUCUUCUUCCCAUCCAUUUGCUCAAUCUCUUUCCCUCCUCUUCUUUCCAUCCAUUUUCUCAAUCUCUUUCCCUCCUCUUCUUCCCAUCCAUGUUCUCAAUCUCUUUCCCUCCUCUUCUCACCAUCCAUUUUCUCAAUCUCUUUCCCUCCUCUUCUUCCCAUCCAUUUUCUCAGUCUCUUUCCCUCCUCUUCUUCCCAUCCUUUUUCUCAAUCUCUUUCCCUCCUCUUCUUCCCAUCCAUGUUCUCAGUCUCUUUCCCUCCUCUUCUUCCCAUCCAUUUGCUCAAUCUCUUUCCCUCCUCUUCUUUCCAUCCAUUUUCUCAAUCUCUUUCCCUCCUCUUCUUCCCAUCCAUUCUCUUUCCCUCCUCUUCUUCCCAUCCAUUUGCUCAAUCUCUUUCCCUCCUCUUCUUUCCAUCCAUUUUCUCAAUCUCUUUCCCUCCUCUUCUUCCCAUCCAUGUUCUCAAUCUCUUUCCCUCCUCUUCUUACCAUCCAUUUUCUCAAUCUCUUUCCCUCCUCUUCUUCCCAUCCAUUUUCUCAGUCUCUUUCCCUCCUCUUCUUCCCAUCCAUUUUCUCAGUCUCUUUCCCUCCUCUUCUUCCCAUCCAUUUUCUCAAUCUCUUUCCCUCCUCUUCUUCCCAUCCAUUUUCUCAGUCUCUUUCCCUCCUCUUCUUCCCAUCCAUUUGCUCAAUCUCUUUCCCUCCUCUUCUUUCCAUCCAUUUUCUCAAUCUCUUUCCCUCCUCCUCUUCCCAUCCAUUUUCUCAGUCUCUUUCCCUCCUCUUCUUCCCAUCCAUUUUCUCAGUCUCUUUCCCUCCUCUUCUUCCCAUCCAUUUUCUCAGUCUCUUUCCCUCCUCUUCUUCCCAUCCAUUUGCUCAAUCUCUUUCCCUCCUCUUCUUCCCAUCCAUGUUCUCGGUCUCUUUCCCUCCUCUUCUUCCCAUCCAUUUGCUCAAUCUCUUUCCAUCCUCUUCUUUCCAUCCAUUUUCUCAAUCUCUUUCCCUCCUCUUCUUCCCAUCCAUGUUCUCAAUCUCUUUCCCUCCUCUUCUUACCAUCCAUUUUCUCAAUCUCUUUCCCUCCUCUUCUUCCCAUCCAUUUUCUCAGUCUCUUUCCCUCCUCUUCUUCCCAUCCAUUUGCUCAAUCUCUUUCCCUCCUCUUCUUUCCAUCCAUUUUCUCAAUCUCUUUCCCUCCUCUUCUUCCCAUCCAUGUUCUCAAUCUCUUUCCCUCCUCUUCUUCCCAUCCAUUUUCUCAAUCUCUUUCCCUCCUCUUCUUCCCAUCCAUUUUCUCAGUCUCUUUCCCUCCUCUUCUUCCCAUCCAUUUGCUCAAUCUCUUUCCCUCCUCUUCUUUCCAUCCAAUUUCUCAAUCUCUUUCCCUCCUCUUCUUCCCAUCCAUGUUCUCAAUCUCUUUCCCUCCUCUUCUUCCCAUCCAUUUUCUCAAUCUCUUUCCCUCCUCUUCUUCCCAUCCAUUUUCUCAGUCUCUUUCCCUCCUCUUCUUCCCAUCCAUUUUCUCAGUCUCUUUCCCUCCUCUUCUUCCCAUCCAUUUUCUCAAUCUCUUUCCCUCCUCUUCUUCCCAUCCAUUUUCUCAAUCUCUUUCCCUCCUCUUCUUCCCAUCCAUUUUCUCAGUCUCUUUCCCUCCUCUUCUUCCCAUCCAUUUGCUCAAUCUCUUUCCCUCCUCUUCUUUCCAUCCAUUUUCUCAAUCUCUUUCCCUCCUCCUCUUCCCAUCCAUUUUCUCAGUCUCUUUCCCUCCUCUUCUUCCCAUCCAUUUUCUCAGUCUCUUUCCCUCCUCUUCUUCCCAUCCAUUUUCUCAGUCUCUUUCCCUCCUCUUCUUCCCAUCCAUUUGCUCAAUCUCUUUCCCUCCUCUUCUUCCCAUCCAUGUUCUCGGUCUCUUUCCCUCCUCUUCUUCCCAUCCAUUUGCUCAAUCUCUUUCCAUCCUCUUCUUUCCAUCCAUUUUCUCAAUCUCUUUCCCUCCUCUUCUUCCCAUCCAUGUUCUCAAUCUCUUUCCCUCCUCUUCUUACCAUCCAUUUUCUCAAUCUCUUUCCCUCCUCUUCUUCCCAUCCAUUUUCUCAGUCUCUUUCCCUCCUCUUCUUCCCAUCCAUUUGCUCAAUCUCUUUCCCUCCUCUUCUUUCCAUCCAUUUUCUCAAUCUCUUUCCCUCCUCUUCUUCCCAUCCAUGUUCUCAAUCUCUUUCCCUCCUCUUCUUCCCAUCCAUUUUCUCAAUCUCUUUCCCUCCUCUUCUUCCCAUCCAUUUUCUCAGUCUCUUUCCCUCCUCUUCUUCCCAUCCAUUUGCUCAAUCUCUUUCCCUCCUCUUCUUUCCAUCCAAUUUCUCAAUCUCUUUCCCUCCUCUUCUUCCCAUCCAUGUUCUCAAUCUCUUUCCCUCCUCUUCUUCCCAUCCAUUUUCUCAAUCUCUUUCCCUCCUCUUCUUCCCAUCCAUUUUCUCAGUCUCUUUCCCUCCUCUUCUUCCCAUCCAUUUUCUCAGUCUCUUUCCCUCCUCUUCUUCCCAUCCAUUUUCUCAAUCUCUUUCCCUCCUCUUCUUCCCAUCCAUUUUCUCAGUCUCUUUCCCUCCUCUUCUUCCCAUCCAUUUGCUCAAUCUCUUUCCCUCCUCUUCUUUCCAUCCAUUUUCUCAGUCUCUUUCCCUCCUCUUCUUCCCAUCCAUUUUCUCAGUCUCUUUCCCUCCUCUUCUUCCCAUCCAUUUUCUCAAUCUCUUUCCCUCCUCUUCUUCCCAUCCAUUUUCUCAGUCUCUUUCCCUCCUCUUCUUCCCAUCCAUUUGCUCAAUCUCUUUCCCUCCUCUUCUUUCCAUCCAUUUUCUCAAUCUCUUUCCCUCCUCUUCUUCCCAUCCAUGUUCUCAAUCUCUUUCCCUCCUCCUCUUCCCAUCCAUUUUCUCAGUCUCUUUCCCUCCUCUUCUUCCCAUCCAUUUUCUCAGUCUCUUUCCCUCCUCUUCUUCCCAUCCAUUUUCUCAGUCUCUUUCCCUCCUCUUCUUCCCAUCCAUUUGCUCAAUCUCUUUCCCUCCUCUUCUUCCCAUCCAUGUUCUCGGUCUCUUUCCCUCCUCUUCUUCCCAUCCAUUUGCUCAAUCUCUUUCCAUCCUCUUCUUUCCAUCCAUUUUCUCAAUCUCUUUCCCUCCUCUUCUUCCCAUCCAUGUUCUCAAUCUCUUUCCCUCCUCUUCUUCCCAUCCAUUUUCUCAAUCUCUUUCCCUCCUCUUCUUCCCAUCCAUUUUCUCAGUCCCUUUCCCUCCUCUUCUUCCCAUCCAUUUGCUGAGUCUCUUUCCCUCCUCUUCUUUCCAUCCAUUUUCUCAGUCUCUUUCCCUCCUCUUCUUCCCAUCCAUUUGCUCAGUCUCUUUCCCUCCUCUUCUUCCCAUCCAUUUUCUCAGUCUCUUUCCCUCCUCUUCUUCCCAUCCAUUUUCUCAGUCUCUUUCCCUCCUCUUCUUCCCAUCCAUUUUCUCAAUCUCUUUCCCUCCUCUUCUUCCCAUCCAUUUUCUCAGUCUCUUUCCCUCCUCUUCUUCCCAUCCAAUUGCUCAAUCUCUUUCCCUCCUCUUCUUCCCAUCCAUGUUCUCAGUCUCUUUCCCUCCUCUUCUUCCCAUCCAUUUGCUCAAUCUCUUUCCCUCCUCUUCUUUCCAUCCAUUUUCUCAAUCUCUUUCCCUCCUCUUCUUCCCAUCCAUGUUCUCAAUCUCUUUCCCUCCUCUUCUUCCCAUCCAUUUUCUCAAUCUCUUUCCCUCCUCUUCUUCCCAUCCAUUUGCUCAAUCUCUUUCCCUCCUCUUCUUUCCAUCCAUUUUCUCAAUCUCUUUCCCUCCUCUUCUUCCCAUCCAUGUUCUCAAUCUCUUUCCCUCCUCUUCUUACCAUCCAUUUUCUCAAUCUCUUUCCCUCCUCUUCUUCCCAUCCAUUUUCUCAGUCUCUUUCCCUCCUCUUCUUCCCAUCCAUUUUCUCAGUCUCUUUCCCUCCUCUUCUUCCCAUCCAUUUUCUCAAUCUCUUUCCCUCCUCUUCUUCCCAUCCAUUUUCUCAGUCUCUUUCGCUCCUCUUCUUCCCAUCCAUUUGCUCAAUCUCUUUCCCUCCUCUUCUUUCCAUCCAUUUUCUCAAUCUCUUUCCCUCCUCUUCUUCCCAUCCAUGUUCUCAAUCUCUUUCCCUCCUCUUCUUCCCAUCCAUUUUCUCAGUCUCUUUCCCUCCUCUUCUUCCCAUCCAUUUUCUCAGUCUCUUUCCCUCCUCUUCUUCCCAUCCAUUUUCUCAGUCUCUUUCCCUCCUCUUCUUCCCAUCCAUUUGCUAAAUCUCUUUCCCUCCUCUUCUUCCCAUCCAUGUUCUCAGUCUCUUUCCCUCCUCUUCUUCCCAUCCAUUUGCUCAAUCUCUUUCCCUCCUCUUCUUUCCAUCCAUUUUCUCAAUCUCUUUCCCUCCUCUUCUUCCCAUCCAUGUUCUCAAUCUCUUUCCCUCCUCUUCUUCCCAUCCAUUUUCUCAAUCUCUUUCCCUCCUCUUCUUCCCAUCCAUUUUCUCAGUCCCUUUCCCUCCUCUUCUUCCCAUCCAUUUGCUGAGUCUCUUUCCCUCCUCUUCUUUCCAUUCAUUUUCUCAGUCUCUUUCCCUCCUCUUCUUCCCAUCCAUUUGCUCAGUCUCUUUCCCUCCUCUUCUUCCCAUCCAUUUUCUCAGUCUCUUUCCCUCCUCUUCUUCCAUCCAUUUUCUCAGUCUCUUUCCCUCCUCUUCUUCCCAUCCAUUUUCUCAGUCUCUUUCCCUCCUCUUCUUCCCAUCCAUUUUCUCAAUCUCUUUCCCUCCUCUUCUUCCCAUCCAUUUUCUCAGUCUCUUUCCCUCUUCUUCCCAUCCAUUUUCUCAGUCUCUUUCCCUCCUCUUCUUCCCAUCCAUUUUCUCAAUCUCUUUCCCUCCUCUUCUUCCCAUCCAUUUUCUCAGUCUCUUUCCCUCCUCUUCUUCCCAUCCAUUUGCUCAAUCUCUUUCCUUCCUCUUCUUUCCAUCCAUUUUCUCAAUCUCUUUCCCUCCUCUUCUUCCCAUCCAUGUUCUCAAUCUCUUUCCCUCCUCUUCUUCCCAUCCAUUUUCUCAAUCUCUUUCCCUCCUCUUCUUCCCAUCCAUUUUCUCAAUCUCUUUCCCUCCUCUUCUUCCCAUCCAUUUGCUCAAUCUCUUUCCCUCCUCUUCUUUCCAUCCAUUUUCUCAAUCUCUUUCCCUCCUCUUCUUCCCAUCCAUGUUCUCAAUCUCUUUCCCUCCUCUUCUUCCCAUCCAUUUUCUCAAUCUCUUUCCCUCCUCUUCUUCCCAUCCAUUUUCUCAGUCUCUUUCCCUCCUCUUCUUCCCAUCCAUUUGCUCAAUCUCUUUCCUUCCUCUUCUUCCCAUCCAUGUUCUCAGUCUCUUUCCCUCCUCUUCUUCCCAUCCAUUUGCUCAAUCUCUUUCCCUCCUCUUCUUUCCAUCCAUUUUCUCAAUCUCUUUCCCUCCUCUUCUUCCCAUCCAUGUUCUCAAUCUCUUUCCCUCCUCUUCUUCCCAUCCAUUUUCUCAAUCUCUUUCCCUCCUCUUCUUCCCAUCCAUGUUCUCAGUCUCUUUCCCUCCUCUUCUUUCCAUCCAUUUUCUCAAUCUCUUUCCCUCCUCUUCUUCCCAUCCAUGUUCUCAAUCUCUUUCCCUCCUCUUCUUCCCAUCCAUGUUCUCAGUCUCUUUCCCUCCUCUUCUUCCCAUCCAUUUGCUCAAUCUCUUUCCCUCCUCUUCUUUCCAUCCAUUUUCUCAAUCUCUUUCCCUCCUCUUCUUCCCAUCCAUGUUCUCAAUCUCUUUCCCUCCUCUUCUUACCAUCCAUUUUCUCAAUCUCUUUCCCUCCUCUUCUUCCCAUCCAUUUUCUCAGUCUCUUUCCCUCCUCUUCUUCCCAUCCAUUUGCUCAAUCUCUUUCCCUCCUCUUCUUUCCAUCCAUUUUCUCAAUCUCUUUCCCUCCUCUUCUUCCCAUCCAUGUUCUCAAUCUCUUUCCCUCCUCUUCUUCCCAUCCAUUUUCUCAAUCUCUUUCCCUCCUCUUCUUCCCAUCCAUUUUCUCAGUCUCUUUCCCUCCUCUUCUUCCCAUCCAUUUGCUCAAUCUCUUUCCCUCCUCUUCUUUCCAUCCAAUUUCUCAAUCUCUUUCCCUCCUCUUCUUCCCAUCCAUGUUCUCAAUCUCUUUCCCUCCUCUUCUUCCCAUCCAUUUUCUCAAUCUCUUUCCCUCCUCUUCUUCCCAUCCAUUUUCUCAGUCUCUUUCCCUCCUCUUCUUCCCAUCCAUUUGCUCAAUCUCUUUCCCUCCUCUUCUUCCCAUCCAUUUUCUCAAUCUCUUUCCCUCCUCUUCUUCCCAUCCAUUUUCUCAGUCUCUUUCCCUCCUCUUCUUCCCAUCCAUUUGCUCAAUCUCUUUCCCUCCUCUUCUUUCCAUCCGUUUUCUCAAUCUCUUUCCCUCCUCUUCUUCCCAUCCAUGUUCUCAAUCUCUUCCCUCCUCUUCUUCCCAUCCAUUUUCUCAAUCUCUUUCCCUCCUCUUUUUCCCAUCCAUUUUCUCAGUCUCUUUCCCUCAUCUUCUUCCCAUCCAUUUGCUCAAUCUCUUUCCCUCCUCUUCUUUCCAUCCAUUUUCUCAAUCUCUUUCCCUCCUCUUCUUCCCAUCCAUGUUCUCAAUCUCUUUCCCUCCUCUUCUUCCCAUCCAUUUUCUCAAUCUCUUUCCCUCCUCUUCUUCCCAUCCAUUUUCUCAGUCUCUUUCCCUCCUCUUCUUCCCAUCCAUUUUCUCAAUCUCUUUCCCUCCUCUUCUUCCCAUCCAUUUUCUCAGUCUCUUUCCCUCCUCUUCUUCCCAUCCAUUUGCUCAAUCUCUUUCCCUCCUCUUCUUCCCAUCCAUGUGCUCAAUCUCCGUUCCAUGUCAGUACCAAUAAUUUCUUCUUGCCAUUCUUUUCUCCUCCCGCAGAAGCGAGUGGGACUAAGAUCCAAAAGGCGUGUGGGACCAAGAUCUGCGAUCCCACGACUGACUGUGUGAGGGACGCUGCAGGCGGUGCAACCUGUGUGUGCAAGGCGGGCUAUCAGAGCAUCUCCGGCAAAUGUGUUGGCCCUACCACAUGUGGGAGCUGCCCUACAGGAGCCACAUGCACGGUUACUUCUAGCAAUGUGCCGUACUGCAUCUGUCCUCCCGGCUAUGGCAUGGGUUACUCGUCUUGCAUCAGCGGUAAGGUCAUGUCUCUAAAUCAUGGCACGUGCUUCCAAUAA